AUGGGACAAAUACUUUCUAAUCCUGUUAUUGAUAAAGAAAGAAGCGAGGGUUCAGAUGAGUUUACUGCCUUCGGGUUAUGUGCUAUGCAAGGUUGGAGAAUGUCUAUGGAAGAUACACAUCUGACAGAACCUGAUGUACUCGAUUCUAAACAAGAUAAACUAGCAUUAUACGCUAUAUUUGAUGGGCAUGGUGGAAGUGGUGUCUCUACGCGAUGUACUACAAAGAUGACACCCUUAAUUAGACAUUUACUGCAUCAUUCCUUCGCUGAAUAUAUUAAUGUUGAUGGUAAAACUAUUGAUUAUAGAAAAUUAUUAAUAAAAACUUUCUUAGAGAUUGAUGAAGAUAUAUCUAAGAAUCAAGAAUUAGUUAGAGAACAAAGUGGUUCAACUGCGACAGUUGUACUCAUUUCAAAGAAACUAAAUAGAAUUAUAUGUGCAAAUGCAGGUGAUAGUAGGACUGUAUUAUCCGCAGAUGGGGUAGCCAAAGCAUUAUCAUUUGAUCAUAAACCUAAUCUAACUAAUGAAAUUAGUAGGAUUGUUGCCGCAGGUGGUUAUGUUGAAAUGGGGAGAGUCAAUGGUAAUUUAGCUUUAUCUCGAGCAGUGGGAGAUUUUACUUAUAAGGGUGACACUUCAUUACCACCACAGGAACAAAUUGUUACAGUCUUACCAGAUGUCAUUCAACAUACUCUAAAUUAUCAAUCUGAUGAAUUUCUUAUCUUAGCAUGUGAUGGUAUUUGGGAUUGCCUAUCGUCACAAGAUUGUGUCAAUUUAAUUCAUUUCGGUAUAAAUAAAGGAAACAUGUCGUUAACCGAUAUUUCCGCUCGAAUUAUUGAUGUUUGUUGUGCUCCUACAAUUGAAGGUACAGGUAUCGGUUGUGAUAAUAUGAGUAUCACAAUUGUAGCUUUAUUAAAAGAUGGCGAAUCUAUUGAUCAAUGGUUUCAACGAAUCAGAAUGAAAAAUAUACCUGAUACAAUAUCAUUUGAACAACGUAGACGGAUGAUUUAUGCGCAAUAUUUACCAAAAGAUCGUAAUCAAUUAUUUGCCAUUACUACACCAACAACAGAUUUUCAAGAGACGCGUGAAUUGACUCAUAAUAUUAAUCCAAGUUUCCAAACAGUGACAGAUUCUACACAACCAUUUAAUAGUACGAUGAAAUCAGAGCUUGAGGUUGAAAAUGACAAUGAUUUUGGAAAUAAAGAAAUACCUAUCCCCAAACCACAAAGAGGUUCAUUGGACCUAUUUGAAAUUGAAAAAAUAAUUGAAAGUGGUAUUAAAGAAAAGGAGCAACCUGAAAAUUCUAGAGAGAAUACGAGUAACGAGAAAAAUAAAAACAAUAAUGAAAAACAUUCAAUUUUUAAUCGUGGAACACUUGGUAACAUGCUAACAUCUUUUACUACGGCUGCAAUCGGUGAACCUGCCCCCUUUCUUAGUGAAGAGGAAGAAGAAAGUGAAAAAGAGACCCAACAGAGCAAAAAAUAA
Messenger RNA from Maudiozyma saulgeensis, 1479 nucleotides. Lineage: Eukaryota; Fungi; Ascomycota; Saccharomycetes; Saccharomycetales; Saccharomycetaceae. The record is from the annotation of a GenBank genome assembly.